Helianthus annuus (common sunflower) is the source of this 1164-nucleotide messenger RNA. Its product is annotated as (+)-neomenthol dehydrogenase. Gene Ontology annotation, cellular component: membrane. Gene Ontology annotation, molecular function: oxidoreductase activity, acting on the CH-OH group of donors, NAD or NADP as acceptor. Lineage: Eukaryota; Viridiplantae; Streptophyta; Magnoliopsida; Asterales; Asteraceae. Bases 65 to 994 code for a protein of 309 amino acids. The record is from RefSeq and is a predicted model, not a curated record. The transcript is spliced from 5 exons.
GGACGAUCCAUUAUAAUGCUAAUAAAAGAGGAGAGGUUGCUUACUUCAUCUUCUUCGUAUUUCAAUGCUCACUUCCUAUUUGCCAAUGGAGGUGCAAAGAUAUGCAAUUGUCACAGGAGGAAACAGGGGAAUUGGACUUGAAAUAUGUCGUCAACUUGCUUUAAAUGGAGUUAAGGUCAUACUAACGUCUAGAAAUCAAAGUCGCGGGGAAGAAGCCGUGGAGAAGCUCAACGCUUCUGGCCUUUCUAACGUCGUUUUCCAUCAACUAGACAUCAACGAUCCGUCUAGUAUCGUGUGUUUGGUGAAAUUUGUCCAAACACACUUCGGGAAGCUUGAUAUCUUGGUCAAUAAUGCGGGAGAAACUGGAGUUAUCAUACAUGAAAAAGAAUUUAAAGCUGGAGGAGGGCUUUUACAAGUCGUCGAUGAAAAGGCGCAUCUUUUAGCCAACAUUGUGGAAGAGCCUUACGAAUUGGGAGAAAAGUGCCUGAAAACAAAUUUCUACGCGACCAAAACGAUUACAGAAGCGCUUAUUCCUCUUCUCCAACUUUCUAAAUCUCCAAGAAUCGUGAAUGUUAGCUCUGUCUACGGAGACCUAUACUGGUUCUACAAUGAAAAGUUGAAAGAAGAGUUGCUAGAUAUUGAUAAAUUAACUGAAGAAAGGAUAGAUGAGAUAAUCCAGUGGUUUUUGAGUGAUUUUAAGGCCGGUAAGUUGCAAGAGAAUGGAUGGCCACUAACAGUCUCUGCAUACAAAGUUUCAAAAGCUGCUCUUAAUGCUUAUACAAGACUCAUGGCAAGAAAGCAUGAGAAUAUUUUUGUGAACUGUGUGCAUCCUGGGUAUGUUAGAACAGAUAUGACAUACCAUACUGGAAUUAUCACGGUUGAUGAAGGUGCGAAAGGUCCGGUGAUGGUUGCUUUGUUGCCGGAUAACGGGCCUUCUGGUGUAUUCUUUGAUCAAACACAAAUUGCUCCAUUUUCAUCGAGUAUACCAUCUUAAUAAAUUAUAAAGCAUCGUAUUACCGGAAAUGAUAUCAUAUGUAACAAACAAAGUUGCUUCUGCUUUAAAUAUUUCGGUUUUUUCUUUGAACCUUAAAUUCUGUUAUUCUACCUGUAUUAUCCAUGUGGAGGAGUUUUUUUUAUUGAUAAAAUUUAUAAAUUAAAGACUAA